AUACAGCCCUAAAUUCCCUCUGUUCCAUUUCUUCCCCCCUCUAUUCCACCGGUUAAAACCACAAUUACAAAACCUCUUUUCUUUUUCCCAACGGAGAGAUAAUUCAAACUUCGCUUCUGGAAAGUUCGGAGUUCCACCGUCGCGCCGCCUCUCUCGUUUUCCGUUUGUAGUGGGUGCCCUUUUGGUAUUAUGGGAGACAACGAGGCCAUGAUGGUAGAAACAUGUGCUGUCGAUACAAAUGCUGCCGCUGCUUCUGAUGGGGGUCAUUCAAUUGCUCCAGCUGACGCUCCUGCUCCUACAUCUGUAUCUGAUGCAGGAGAGAUGGUUUCUUCAGCUAGCAGUAUACAGUCUGCCGAUUCAUUGACCCUGCCCUCCAACGUAGAUUCUAGCAAUAUGAAUGCAACAUCAGUAGAUGUUACUCAGCAAGAAACCCCUGAUGUAAUGGCAUAUGAUUCUAAUGAAAAUUUUACUGGUAUUCCAAACUCUCUGGAUUCAACUCAAGUUGCUGGUUAUGAUUCUUCACUGAAUGUUAAUGGUGUUAGCGAAGCAGGAAAUGGAGCAACGGCCAGUACUACAGAAAAUGGGGUCGCUGACGGUAUUGGCACUGCUGCUUUGCAUCAGCCUCUCGAUAAUUCUGGACUUAGUGCAGAAGAGGAAAGAUUAUGGAGCAUAGUGAUGACUAAUUCUGUGGACUUUGAUGCCUGGACUGCCUUAAUUGAAGAAACAGAGAGAAUGUCAGAGGGCAACAUCUUGAAAAUUCGGAAAGUUUAUGAUGCCUUUUUAGCGGAAUUUCCUUUAUGCUAUGGUUACUGGAAAAAGUAUGCUGAUCAUGAGGCGCGUCUUAGCUCAAUGGACAAAGUUGCCGAGGUUUAUGAGCGAGCCAUUCAAGGAGUUACAUACUCUGUCGACAUGUGGCUUCAUUAUUGUGUUUUUGCUAUUAGCACAUACGGAGAUCCUGACACUAUCAGAAGGCUAUUUGAAAGAGCCUUAGCAUAUGUAGGGACUGAUUACUUAUGCUUUCCGCUCUGGGACAAGUACAUGGAGUAUGAAAUUUCACAGAAUGAUUGGCCCCGUAUUGCCACAAUUUACACAAGGGUAUUGGAAAUUCCAAAUCAGCAGCUGGAUCGUUAUUUUGAAGGAUUUAAGGAAUUGGUUGCUAGUAGGCCUCUAUCUGAAUUACGAACUGCUGAGGAAGUUGCUGCAAAUUCUGAAGCUGCAAGCCAAGAAAAUGAGGGAGAGCUUCCCCCUAAUUCUGCUGAACAAUCUUCUAAGGCUGUAAGUGCAAGUUUAAAAGAUGCGGAGGAGCUGGAGAAGUAUAUUGCAAUAAGAGAAGAGAUAUAUAGGAAAGCUAAAGACUCCGAUUCUAAGAUUAUUGGUUUCGAAACAGCCAUAAGGAGGCCCUACUUUCAUGUGCGACCCCUCAAUGUUGCAGAGCUUGAAAAUUGGCACAACUAUCUUGAUUUUAUUGAAGGUGGAGAUGACUUUAAUAAGGUUGUUAAGCUAUAUGAAAGAUGUCUGAUAGCAUGUGCUAGGUAUCCUGAAUACUGGAUACGGUAUGUUUUGUGUAUGGAAACUAGUGGUAGUAUGGAGGUCGCUGAAAAUGCACUUGCCCGUGCUACUCAAGUCUUUAUAAAGAGACAACCAGAGAUCCAUCUUUUUGCUGCUCGAUUUAAGGAGCAGCAUGGUGAUGUUCAUGGAGCUCGAGCUGCGUAUCAACUCGUGCACACUGGAAUUUCACCUGGCCUUCUAGAAGCUAUCAUCAAGCAUGCAAACAUGGAACACCGACUUGGAAACUUGGAAGAUGCUUAUUCUUUAUAUGAGCAGGCAAUUGCGAUUGAGAAAGGAAAGGAGCAGUCACAGGCUCUGCCUUUGUUGUUUGCCCAGUACUCACGUUUUGUAUUUUUGGUUUCUGGCAAUGUUGACAAGGCAAGGGAGAUUCUGGUUCAAGGUGUGGAGAGUGCCCAAUUGUCAAAACCCCUUUUGGAGGCGAUGAUCCACUUAGAGUCGAUUCAGUCACAUCCGAAGCAAAUAGAAUAUUUAGAUUCAUUGGUUGAUAAAUUCACAGUUCCGAAUGCAGACAACCCUAGUGUUGCAAGUAUUGACGAAAGAGAGGAGCUAUCCAGCAUUUUCUUGGAGUUCCUGGAUCUCUUUGGAGAUGUUCAGUCUAUUAAGAAGGCUGAUUAUCGACAUGCAAAAGUGUUCUUGAACCACAGAAGCGUAGCCGACUCAAAGAAGCGUCACGCUGAUGACUAUUUAGUUUCAGACAGGACCAAACUGGCAAAAUCACUUAUUUCAACAUCUGCUCCCUCGGUGAUGGGUGCAUAUCCAAGUACACAAAAUCAGUGGGCAGCAGGUUACGGCGUACAACCUCAAGCAUGGCCUCAGGCCUCACAAACUCAGCCACAACAAUGGAACCCUGGCUACGCGCAACAGGCGGCAUAUGGUAGUUACGGAACGAGUUACACUCAUCCACAAGCACCUACAUCCGUGCCUCAAAGUGCUUCGUAUGGAACUUACCCUCCAACUUAUCCUGCCCAGCAGGCUUACGCACAGCCAGCCGUAGCUGCAGCUUUGACUCCAGGCCAACAACCUACUGCUGCUGCACCUGCAUAUUACCCGAGUUAUUACUGAGGAAUGACGACUAAUUCCAAUGAGCUUUUUUGCUGUGUAAUCUUGCUCUGUAGAUCGGCUGUCAGAUGCGGACCAGUACCAUGAUGUUUUAUGUGCAUCGAUGUUGUCUGUAGACAGUUAUUGUAUUUUUAGUGAUCUAGUUUACAUUUUUACGACCCCUUUGUAAUAUUUUUUUCCUGACUCCCUUUCGGUUUUGUUAAUUACGUUUUAUCUUUAUGAUGCAUUUUAUGGAUAGAUAACUUGGAGAAGAUGUUUGGAUAUGCUCCUGUAGUUUGCCUACUUCAUGUAGGAAAACAGAGUAGAAAAUAUCAUUCAGAUAGAUCUUAUUUGUCUUGUCGUUUAUUAAUUGCUAUGUUUCGA
This is a messenger RNA of Erythranthe guttata (spotted monkey flower), 2991 nucleotides long. RefSeq names its product Tetratricopeptide repeat (TPR)-like superfamily protein (gene PRP39). Gene Ontology annotation, cellular component: U1 snRNP; U2-type prespliceosome; commitment complex. Gene Ontology annotation, molecular function: protein binding; pre-mRNA 5'-splice site binding. Gene Ontology annotation, biological process: mRNA 5'-splice site recognition; RNA processing. The record is from RefSeq and is a predicted model, not a curated record. Lineage: Eukaryota; Viridiplantae; Streptophyta; Magnoliopsida; Lamiales; Phrymaceae.